AUGAAUAGUUUAUGUAUUAUCAUAUUUUUUAUAAUAAUACCAAUAAUCUUUGGAAAUAUUGUACUCGAAAAUAAAAUCGAUGCGAGUCCCGUCGUCGUAUCCGAUGGAAAAGCAGACGUUAAGGAAGAAGUGCCGGUGAACAACAACACAAGGCACGCGUUCUUCCGCUUCAUGGACAGAGGGAAGAGUUUGAAGGGAACCCCGGCUCGGCGCGUGUUCGGAGGCUCGGCUGCUGAGUUGAAGGACUUCCCCGCGGUGUGCGCUCUACUGGACCGGUACUUCAGCGUGCGGUGUACGGCCACCGUGAUCUCCACACACUGGGUCCUCACCGCCGCACACUGCGUCACGCCUCGCCUGGCUUACGUCAAAUACAACACUCGCAGACCAGCCUCCGGCGAAGGAAACGUCACGGCCAUUCACUACUUGUAUCAGCAUCCCAAGUACAAGGUGUUGCAGAAGGACGAAGGUCGAGGCAUUGACGUCGUCGGUUUGCAUCACGAUGUAGGAUUGGUCCGAACACGUGACCAGAUCAGACUUGCUACCCCAUCCAGUUUCAGACUGUCCGCCAUAAGAAAAAACAACCCUCUCGAUCUCUUCUCUCAGGAUGUGAAGGUGUUUGGGUUCGGCCGCACAGAACGCUCGGUUCUAGGAGAAGAACUCUUUUCGGUGCAGUUGAGGUUGAACGGCUGCGAGCGUAGUGAUUGGAUCUACUGUGUUUGUGGCGUCGCCAGUCGAAGUAAACCUCAGGGCGUAUGUUCAGGAGACUCGGGCGGACCGGUCCUGUAUAAUGGAGUACCGGUCGGAGUCACAUCGAUGGGUCCAGUGGAGUGUACUCAAGGCGGGGAGGGUCCGCCGCCAGGAGCCACCAGUGUGUUCACGUCUCUACACCCGUACACGGACACCAUCAACGCCACUAUCUUCGACACGGAAGCCACCCUCCGCAUGCGUAUCAUAGGAGGAGCGUCCGCUCCGUAUUCCCGCUUCGUGGCGCUCACUUUUUAUCUUAUGAUUGUGCGAUAG
Messenger RNA from Danaus chrysippus (African queen), 1020 nucleotides. NCBI's taxonomy places the organism in Eukaryota, Metazoa, Arthropoda, Insecta, Lepidoptera, Nymphalidae. The record is from the annotation of a GenBank genome assembly.